Wallemia ichthyophaga EXF-994 is the source of this 1251-nucleotide messenger RNA. RefSeq names its product Cystathionine gamma-lyase. The transcript has 6 exons. Gene Ontology annotation, molecular function: pyridoxal phosphate binding; cystathionine gamma-lyase activity. The coding region runs from base 1 to 1251 and encodes 416 amino acids. The record is from RefSeq and is a predicted model, not a curated record. Gene Ontology annotation, cellular component: cytoplasm. Lineage: Eukaryota; Fungi; Basidiomycota; Wallemiomycetes; Wallemiales; Wallemiaceae. Gene Ontology annotation, biological process: transsulfuration.
AUGGAUAAUGCCCAGACGAGCCCAAGCUUUGCCACUCGAGCUAUUCACGUUGGUAGCACACCAGACGAAUCAACUGGCGCUGUAAUUCCACCAAUAUCUCUAAGCACCACAUACGCUCAAACAGGCGUUGGAAAUCACAAAGGAUUCGAGUACUCACGUUCGAACAAUCCCAACAGAGAAGCAUUAGAAAGACAAAUCGCAGCGCUCGAGAAUGGAAAGUAUGGAUUCGCAUUUGCAAGUGGAAGUGCAGCUGCCUCAACGCUCUUGCAUCUUUUAGGGCAUGGCCCAAGCCACGUAAUUUCAAUAGACGAUGUAUACGGUGGUACUUCGAGAUACUUCACCCACGUCGCUUCUUUGUUAGGUGUACAAACAUCGUUUGUGCCACUCGAAGGCACAGUCGAGGAGGCUGUUAUUGCGAGCAACUGGAAAAAGCAUACUAAAAUGAUUUGGGUUGAAUCUCCGACGAAUCCGACAAUGAAAAUUGUUAAUAUCCCUCAUUUGGCUCGAAUUGCACACUCAAGAGACGCAAUUUUGGUAGUUGAUAACACAUUUUUAUCUCCAUACUACUCAAACCCCCUCGAUCUCGGUGCUGAUGUGGUUUUGCAUUCUGUCUCAAAAUACAUCAACGGCCACAGCGAUGUUAUAAUGGGAGUAGUUGUGACUAAGCACCAACAUUUGGCGGAGAGAUUGAGGUUUUUCCAGAAUGCCAUCGGAUCUGUACCGUCAGCUUUCGAUUGCUGGUUGGCACAGCGGGGAGCAAAAACGCUGCACCUCCGAGCGGAGAGACAUGGUGAAAAUGCACUCAAGUUGGCCCACUACUUUGCAACAGAGGGCGUCAAAAGGGGAUGGGUGAAAAGCAAGCAUGACAUUUUGUACCCUGGUCUCCCCUGGAACGCAAACUAUGAUAUAAUGAUGGAACAAAUGUCAAAGCACGUCAAAGCCAACAAUGGAGAUGUUUCCUUGGGAGUACCAACAGGUGGAAUGCUUAGUGUCAGCUUCUCAGACAGUGUUUCUGAAGCUGGUGAAAAGAUACUCGAGCGUCUCACACUUUUCUCGCUGGCUGAGUCGCUCGGUGGUGUAGAGAGCCUGGCAGAGCUGCCAUCGAAAAUGACACAUGCAGGUAUACCAAAAGCGCUCAGAGAAGAACUAGGCAUCAACCAAAACCUUGUUAGGUUUAGCGUUGGCGUGGAGGACUAUCAAGACCUCGAGAAUGAUAUUCGAAGGGCUGCUGAAGAUGUGUACGCAAGUUAA